GUAUCGAUCUACGCCCUCAGCGUAACACUCGAGAGUCAGUAAGGCACGGGAGGCGAACCGAGGGCGAGGAGCCGAAGUCCGCGGUCGAGGAAGUGAUGGAGGUGGAGGGUGUGUAUGGCUUUGCGGAGACUGACCAGCGGCCGUACCGGGGCAGUCGCUAGACUCCGGAGAAGGCGGUACAGGAGGGUCUCGCGGGAGGCGGAGGUCCAAACCAUCCCGGAGGUCGAGAAGAGGUCCGGCCUCAGGAAGCGGUACGUGUUGGUGUCUUGUGCAGCUAUAUUGGUGGUUUCUGCGGCUACUGCUUUGCUCACUUGGCAGCUAGCAGCCUAUCACCAGCCGCUUCCGCCACUUCUCCGAGAACCGCCGGAUCCAGAAGACCACCAACCACCCUCGCCCUCUUAUCAGCAUGUGUUCCGCCGCGCCGCUGUCUGCACUGAUGGCACCCCUUGCUCUAGGAUCGGCAGAGAUAUCCUGGCCAAGAAUGGUUCAGCAGUGGAUGCAGCUGUGGCCGCUCUCUUCUGCAACGGCGUUGUUAAUAUGCAGAGCAUGGGCUUGGGUGGCGGCUUCAUCAUGACACUGUAUGAACGAGCCACCAGGACCGGUCACUCCCUUGUUGCGAGGGAGACUGCCCCAGGCUCUGCCACCAAGAAUAUGUUCGAUCGCAACAGCACUCUGUCACGAGAUGGUGCUCUGGCAGCUGGGGUGCCAGGGGAGUUACGGGGAUACUGGGAAGCUCACAAGAGGUUCGGAAAGCUGCCGUGGGCCGAAGUCGUAGAACCUACUCUCCAGAUCUGCCGGGACGGAUAUCACAUGUCCAAGCAUCAGUCGGACGUUCUCAGCAUCCGUAGCUAUCUCAUCACCAGAGACCCGAAUCUCAGGGAGUGGUUUUUCAACAAGGGGACCGGUCAGAUGAACCCAGCAGGUAGUCUUGUGCGACCACGUCGACUGUGCGCAACACUGGAGGUGAUCGCGCGUGAAGGUGGGGAAGCUAUACACAAUGGCUCCCUUACACAAACUUUUGCAGAGGACAUACAGGCUCUGGGUGGUAUCAUCACGGAGGCCGACCUAAGGAAAUUCAGACCACUAUGGCGGGACCCCAUUACUGUUCGUCUCCAUGGAAACACACUGUACACAUCCCCGCCCCCAGGCAGUGGAGCUUUUCUGGCCUUCAUCCUCAACAUCCUGGAUGGCUUCAACAUGACUCAACACAGCAUGGACACUCUUGCCAACAUGACAGUCACAACACACCGCAUGGUCGAGGCUUUCAAGUAUGCUUAUGCACGGCGCACUGAGAUCGGUGACCCUGACUUCGUCAAUAUCACCCAGUACCUGAAGAAUCUAAUGUCAGACGAGUACGCAAACCAUAUCCGCGCCAAGAUCCUGGACAAUGAGACUUCAGAGCAGCCUGAGCACUACGGUGCAGUCUACUACAACCAGGAGGAUUCUGGCACGGCGCACAUCUCAAUCCUUGCCCCAAACGGUGAUGCAGUCUCUGUUACCAGCACCGUCAAUCUCUAGUUAGUAUUGUAUGUGCGUCUUUGAAAGAAAAUAUGUACUACCUGUGAAAACGACGAAAAUAUUACUAACAAUAAUAUUUA
Messenger RNA from Homalodisca vitripennis (glassy-winged sharpshooter), 1598 nucleotides. Its product is annotated as glutathione hydrolase 1 proenzyme-like. The record is from RefSeq and is a predicted model, not a curated record. NCBI's taxonomy places the organism in Eukaryota, Metazoa, Arthropoda, Insecta, Hemiptera, Cicadellidae. Gene Ontology annotation, cellular component: plasma membrane. The transcript is spliced from 7 exons. Gene Ontology annotation, molecular function: glutathione gamma-glutamate hydrolase. Gene Ontology annotation, biological process: glutathione catabolic process. The coding region runs from base 115 to 1518 and encodes 467 amino acids.